Messenger RNA from Sodiomyces alkalinus F11, 1362 nucleotides. RefSeq names its product PLP-dependent transferase. Bases 1 to 1362 code for a protein of 453 amino acids. The record is from RefSeq and is a predicted model, not a curated record. NCBI's taxonomy places the organism in Eukaryota, Fungi, Ascomycota, Sordariomycetes, Glomerellales, Plectosphaerellaceae. The transcript has 2 exons.
AUGGGCUCUUCAGAACAGUCCAACGACGGACUCGUCCAGUUCGGAUCGGCGUUGAAGAAAGAGUUCCCGUUCGAUCCCGAGUUUCGCAACCUCAAUCACGGAUCCUUCGGCGCUGCCCCUCGCGCAGUCCACGCCAAGGUCCAAGAAUACAGGGCCCGCGCCGACGCCGUCCAAGACAUCUUCCUCCGCUACGAAUACCCCCGCAAACUCGACGACGCCCGCGCCGCCGUCGCCCAACUCGUCAACGCCCCGCUCGACACCGUCGUCUUCGUCCCCAACGCCACCACCGCCGUCAACGUCGUCCUCCGCAACCUCGUCUGGGACGCCGACGGCCGGGACGAGAUCCUCUGCUUCUCCGUCAUCUACGGCGCCUGCGGCAAGACCGUCGACUACGCCGUCGACUCGGCCCGGGGCCUGGUCUCCAGCCGCUCCGUCGACCUCGCCUACCCGCUCGAGGACGACGACAUCGUGCAAGCCUUCCGGGACGCCGUGGCCACGUCGCGCGCCGAGGGCAAGCGGCCCCGCCUGGCCAUCUAUGAUGUUGUCGUCUCCCAGCCGGGCGUGCGCUUCCCCUUUGAGGAACUGACGAGGGCGUGUCGCGAGCUGGGCGUCCUCAGCCUGAUAGACGGCGCCCAGGGCAUCGGGAUGCUGCCGCUGGACCUCGCCGCGCUGGACCCGGAUUUUUUCGUCUCCAACUGCCACAAGUGGCUGCACGUCCCCCGGGCGUGCGCCUUGUUCCACGUCCCCGUCCGGAACCAGCACCUGCUUACCUCGACCCUGCCCACGAGCCACGGGUACCGGUCGCAGGGCGCCGCGCGGGCGAACCCGCUGCCGCAGGACGGGGCCAAGCCGGCUUUUGUGAGCAAUUUCGAGUUCGUCGGCACCCUGGACAACGCUGCGUACCUCGCCGUCAAGGACGCGCUGGAGUGGCGCGAGAACGUCCUGGGAGGCGAGCGGAGGAUCAUCGAGUACCUGUGGACGUUGGCCAAGGAAGGGGGCAGCAAGGUGGCCGACAUCCUGGGCACGCAGGUCCUGGACAACAAAAAGGGCACCCUGACCAACAAUGCCAUGGUCAACAUAUUCCUCCCCAUCAAGACGAGUCCGGAUGCUGUCGCGCCCUCCUCGGGGUCUGACGGAUACGUUGUCCUCCCUUCGCAGGAUGCCGCCCAGGCCGUCACUUGGAUGCUCUCCAAGUUGAUGGAUGAGUACAAGACUUUUAUUCCCAUCUGCUGCCAUGCGGGGAAGUGGUAUGUCCGGCUCAGCGCCCAGGUCUAUCUCGAUACGGAGGACUUUGCAUGGGCUGGACGUGUUUUGAAAGAGCUGUGUGAAAGGGUUGGCAAGCACGAGUAUAAGGAUGUGUAG